AUGACAGAACAAAGAUCAACAUCUGACAAUGUUCGAUCAGAAUUGGUUGAUAUAGCAGUUGGAUUUUUAAAAAAUCCGAAAAUUGCUAAUGAACACAUGGAACGAAAACGUGAUUUUUUACAAAAGAAAGGUCUUACUGAUUCUGAGAUUAAUAAUGCAUUUCAACUUAUACCUCCACCAGAGAUAACAAAACAAAUUACUUCUAAUCAAUCAACAUCUUUUCUUUAUCGAUUUUUAAAAGAUUUAACAGUUGCUGGACUUUUAGUAUUUAUUAUUAAAUUAAUUCAAAGAUCAUUUCAUUCAAAUCAUUCGAAUGAAGUAAAUGACAUAAUAAAAAAUCUUCAAAAAUCCAUUCAAGAUAUGCAAACAAGUGUUACUAAACUUGAACAAACUACUGAUCUAUUAAAUUUAAACAUAAAAACUUCAAAUACGAAUCAAUCAUCAUCAUUAUCAAUCGAAGAAAUUAAACAACAAGUUCAAGAAUUAAAACAAUUAUCUUUAGGUCGUUUACAAUUUCCACAAGUUUCAUUAUGGCAAUCGAAUAGAAAUAAAUCCAAUCUAACAACUACAGAUAGUGAUAAUGAUGGUAUUAUUGUUAUAUCAGAACAGGAUAAAAAAAGUGACGAUGAAAAUCUAUCAUCAAAUGAUAAUUAA
Adineta steineri is the source of this 654-nucleotide messenger RNA. Lineage: Eukaryota; Metazoa; Rotifera; Eurotatoria; Adinetida; Adinetidae. The record is from the annotation of a GenBank genome assembly.